AUGCCAGGAAGAGUGCCCGGUACGGUCCUACGGUCCUCAGUGCAGGCUGGGGUGUGAUUAUCACUAAAUCUCUCUCUCUUCCCCCCUCCCUCUCCUCUCUAGAUGCCAGGAGGAGUGCCCGGUACGGUCCUACAGUCCUCAGUGCAGGCUGAGGUGUGAUUAUCACUAAAUCUCUCUCUCUUCCCCCCUCCCUCUCCUCUCUAGAUGCCAGGAGGAGUGCCCGGUGGGGUCGUACGGUCCUCAGUGCAGCCUGCUGUGUGACUGUCAGAACGGUGCUAAGUGUUACCAUAUCAAUGGGGCAUGUCUGUGUGACACAGGCUUUAAAGGACCUCACUGUCAGGAGAGGUUCUGUCCUCCAGGCCUGUACGGACUCAUCUGUGACAAGUACUGCGCCUGUAACGCCUCCAACACUGUCAGGUACGUGGGACAUUACACAGAUAGAAUAUUUUCCAGAAAUCCCGGUUGGAAGAUUCCCAUAAUAUGCUAAAGUAGAGAAAAUUAGAAAGGGGGCAAAUAAUACUAAUAAUACUACUAAUAAUACUAAUACUAAUACUACUAAUACUACUACUACUACUACUACUACUACUACUACUACUACUACUACUACUACUACUACUAAUAAUAAUAAUAAUAAUAAUAAUAAUAAUAAUAAUAAUAGUAAUAAUAAUAUAUCAGUUUCAGGAGGGAAUAAGCAGGGAAUCCGGAAUUCACCAAGAAGGAUUUCUGGAAAACCUGGGAAUUCUGGAAAAGUUACAGAAAGUUUGCAUUUCUACACAGGUGAUUUGUUGAACCACGUUUGCUUCAUGAGCAGCCUGACCUAGGGCCUGCCCUGAAGACUUGGUAUUAGCUUUCAGAAUCACCUUUCAUUUCAUCUCAUUUGUAAGCCAGCAGCACAUUUCUAAGCCAGGACACCUGUCUUAUCUGUGUCAUGGAGGAAUGUUCAGCAGCAUUCAUUGCUAAUUAGUGCUGAGCGAUUAGUGCUUUUUGAGGUCGGUUUCGGUUCGAUUAUAAAACAAUUAUCACAGUUUUCGAUGUUUGUUUCCGAAACUUUCUUUUUAAACUUUAAAUGCACUAUGCAUUAUGUGGGUUUGAACGCUGCAACACUGAAUAAAACAAUUAGUAAAAGUCCCGUGAUGAUAGUGACUGUCCAUUACUGCUGAUCACUGCAUUAACCAUCAGUUAUUCACAUUACUUUACUUUAAUAAAAUAUUAGUUUUAUUUGAUGACUUUAUUAUUUCAUUCCAAGUCAUCAUCUCAUCUCUAUAGAGCUGCUGCCUGUGAUGUCUGACUAAAUCACUAUUUUAGUAGUUCUUCAAAGUAAAUAAGGCAGACUUGUAUGACCGCUGAAUACCAAAUAUCAAAUCACUUAGACCAGGGGUAGGCAACCCAGGUCCAGGUCCUGUUCAUGUUUUGGAUUUAUCCGACCCGGAAGACCAGGUGUGUUGAAUUUAGGCAACCAUUGAACUGAUCGAUUUGGUGCGUAGUUGGAACAAAAUCCUGCGGUGGGCCUCCAGGAACAGGGUUGCUCUCCCCUGACUCAGGUCAUGUAUUUUCAGGCUCGCGAAGCAACUGCUCUCUAUCCCUCUCCAUCGCAAGUUCUCUCUGCAAGUUUAAACAGGCGCGCAAUGGAUUAUGGUCAUUGUAGUUAAUUAUCACGUUUUCUGCGCUAAACUAUGUAGAAUAUUGGCCUGUUGGAAACUACAUCUCCCUAGUACAUCGCCCAGUUCGGGCUGGAUCUCUAGAGAAACUGUGCAAUAUGCGCAUUGAGCUCACAGAAAAAAACCUAACGAAAUGGAAUUCAAAUAAUUGAACCGAUGUUGGUCAAGUAGUUGUUUUAAAAAAUGAUACAUUUGGGUUAAUUGCUCAGCGCUAUUGCUAAUGCAGUGUUAAUGCUCUGAUGCUGUUCCAGGAACAGGGGAGGGGAAAAGGGAUACCUUCUCCCUCUGAGUUCAUAGGAGCACACUUUAUAUAGGAGCACAGGAGCACACUUUAUAUAGGAGCACAGGAGCACACUUUAUAUAGGAGCACAGGAGCACACUUUAUAUAGGAGCACACUUUAUAUAGGAGCACAGGAGCACACUUUAUAUAGGAGCACAGGAGCACACUUUAUAUAGGAGCACAGGAGCACACUUUAUAUAGGAGCACAGGAGCACACUUUAUAUAGGAGCACAGGAGCACACUUUAUAUAGGAGCACAGGAGCACACUUAUAUAGGAGCACAGGAGCACACUUUAUAUAGGAGCCAGGACACUUUAUAUAGGAGCACAGGAGCACACUUUAUAUAGGAGCACAGGAGCACACUUUAUAUAGGAGCACAGGAGCACACUUUAUAUAGGAGCACAGGAGCACACUUUAUAUAGGAGCACAGGGGCACACUUUAUAUAGGAGCACACUUUAUAUAGGAGCACAGGAGCACACUUUAUAUAGGAGCACACUUUAUAUAGGAGCACACUUUAUAUAGGAGCACAGGAGCACACUUUAUAUAGGAGCACAGGAGCACACUUUAUAUAGGAGCACACUUUAUAUAGGAGCACAGGAGCACAACUUAUUAGGAGCAAAUUUAUAUAGGAGCACAGGAGACAACUUUUAUAGGAGCCACACUUUAUAUAGGAGCACAGGAGCACCACUUAUUAGGAGCACAGGAGCAUAGCACACUUUCUUUAGGAGCACACUAUAUAUAGGAGCACAGGAAAGAACACUUAUAUAGGAGCACAGGAGCACACUUAUAUAGGAGCACAGGAGCCACACUUUAUAUAGGAGGCACAGGAAGCACACUUUAUAUAGGAGCACAACUUUAAUGGAGCACACUUUAUAUAGGAGCAAGGAGCACACUUUAGAUAGGAGCACAGGAGGUCACACUUUAUAUAGGAGCACCACUUUAUAUAGGAGACCAGGAGCCCAUUUUAUAUAGGAGCCACAUUUAUAUAGGAGCACCUUUAUAUAGGAGCACGGAGCACACUUUAUAUAGGAGCACACUAUAUAUAGGAGCACAGGAGCACACUAUAUAUAGGAGCACACUAUAUAUGGGAGUACACUGUAUAUAGGAGCACUUUGGUCAAGAUGGAUGGAUGAAUUGCUGUCGGCUUGGGGCUCACUGUUUCACUCUCUCUGCAGAUCUCUCACCAUGGCCUACUGUGGUUCUGUAAAAAGGGCUUUAUAGAUAACAUUUGACUGAUUGACUGAUCAACUGAUUGAUUGAUUAAUCAGGUUGAUUCUGCUCUAGCUGUCACCCCCUGUCAGGUGAGUGCGCCUGUACGGCAGGAUGGGCGGGGCUCUACUGCAACGAGACCUGUCCACCUGGUUACCACGGCGACGGAUGCAGGUUGCCAUGCAGCUGUUCCCACGGGGCCGACUGUCACGGAGUCACUGGGGCCUGCGUCUGUGCCCCUGGUUACAUGGUGAGUUCUUCUUCUUCUUCUUCCAGAGAGUGUCCACUAAGUGUGCUGACUUCCUAUUUAAUUGACCAAUUGGACCAUCCAGUAGAACACGCCACUUACCCAAUAGAUGAGCACUUUAGUCCCAGGUCCCUGAGUGGCUAGAACAAUAGCAGAGCACUAAUCUGGGUCCCUGUGGCUAAGCCAAUAGGAAAGCGCUUUAGUUCUAGGUCCCUGAGUGGCUAAACCAAUCACUAGGCCAGUAAUAUUGAGUUAAAGGAGACAUUUUAUUUUUUACAACCAAAUAUCAAUUUUUGAUGUAAAUGGCAUGUUAUAGAAAGGUCCAGACACCCUUUUUGUGAUUUCACUUGUUUUUGCUAAACUUACCCCAAACAGCGAAUCACUUUCUCAUCCUCGUUGUGUAGUAUGGAAAAAACAUGGACAAAGGCUCCAAAAACACCCAAAUAUGUUAUUUUAGAAACGGAAACGUCUCAGUAUAGUGAUGCAGGUCUUUAGAUAUUGGACACAUGAAAUGGUGUCAUUCUGAACUUUAUACGCAAGUUAAAUUGCUAUACAAAUUGAUGGAAAGUGGUGUUGGGGGAAAAACAUACGACAUUAUAAAAUCCAUGUACACAAACAACAAGUGUGCGGUAAAAAUUGGCAAAAAACACACACGUUUCUUUCCACAGGGCCGUGGGGUGAGACAGGGAUGCAGCUUAAGCCCCACCCUCUUCAACAUAUCAACUAAUUUGCGUGGGUCCUAGAUCAGUCUGCAGCACCCGGCCUCACCCUACUAGAAUCUGAAGUCAAAUGUCUACUGUUUGCUGAUGAUCUGGUGCUUCUGUCCCCAACCAAGGAGGGCCUACAGCAGCACCUAGAUCUUCUGCACAGAUUCUGUCAGACCUGGGCCCUGACAGUAAAUCUCAGUAAGACAAAAAUAAUGGUGUUCCAAAAAAGGUCCAGUUGCCAGGACCACAAAUACUAAUUCCAUCUAGACACCGUUGCCCUAGAGCACACAAAAUACUAUACAUACCUCGGCCUAAACAUCAGCACCACAGGUAACUUCCACAAAGCUGUGAACGAUCUGAGAGACAAGGCAAGAACGGCCUUCUAUGCCAUCAAAAGAAACAUAAAACUCAACAUACCAAUUAGGAUCUGGCUAAAAAUACUUGAAUAAGUUAUAGAACCCAUUGCCCUUUAUGGUUGUGAGGUCUGGGGUCCGCUCACCAACCAAUAAUUCACAAAAUGGGACAAACACCAAAUUCAGACUCUGCAUGCAGAAUUCUGCAAAAAUAUCCUCUGUGUACAACGUAAAACACCAAAUAAUGCAUGCAGAGCAGAGUUAGGCCGAUACCCGCUAAUGAUCAAAAUCCAGAAAAGAGCCGUUAAAUUCUACAACCACCUAAAAGGAAGCGAUUCCCAAACCUUCCAUAACAAUGCCAUCACCUACAGAGAGAUGAACCUGGAGAAGAGUCCCCUAAGCAAGAUUGUCCUGGGGCUCUGUUCACAAACACGAACAGACCCCACAGAGCCCCAGGACAACAACCCAAUAAGACCCAACCAAAUCGUGAGAAAACAGAAAGAUAAUUACUUGACACAUUGGAAAGAAUUAACAAAAAAACAGAGCAAACUAGAAUGCUAUUUGGCCCUAAACAGAGAGUCCAUAGUGGCAGAAUACCUGACCACUGUGACUGACCCAAACUUAGGGAAAGCUUUGACUAUGUACAGACUCAGUGAGCAUAGCCUUGCUAUUGAGAAAGGCCGCCGUAGGCAGACCUGGCUCUCAAGAGAAGACAGGCUAUGUGCACACUGCCCACAAAAUGAGGUGGAAACUGAGCUGCACUUCCUAACCUCCUGCCAAAUGUAUGACCAUAUUAGAGACACAUAUUUCCCACUUGAUCACACAGACCGACAAAUAAUUAGAAAACAAAUCAAACAUUGAUAAACUCCCAUAUCUGUUAGGCGAUAGAUUUGUGACCCAUUGCCAUGACAACAGGGAAACCAGUGGAGCACAAACAUUGUAAAUAAAACCCAUAUUUAUGUGUUCAUUUAUCUUCCCCCAUUAUUCAUACUACAACUAUUUGCACAUGGUUAAAAACACUGUACAUAGCUGAUAAUAACAUUUGAAACGUCUUUAUCCUGUUGAAUCCUUGAUGAUGUCAUGUUUACUGGACAUUUUGUUGUUUUUUUGUUGUUGUUUUUUGUUUUUUCUCACUUUUGUUUAUUGUUUAUUUCACUAGCUUUGGCAAUGUAAACAUAUCUUUCCCAUGCCAAUAAAGCCCCUUUGAAUUUGAGAGAGAGAGAGAGAGAGAGUAAGAGAGGGAGGAGGAAGAGGAGAGAGAGGAGGAGGGAGGGAGAGAGGAGAGAGGAGAGGAGCGAGAGAGAGAGAGAGAGAGAGGGAGGGAGAGAGGGAGAGAGAGAGGAGAAGAGAGAGGAGAGAGGAUGAGGGGAGGAGAGAGAGAGAUGAGAGAGAGGGGAGGAGAGGGACGAGGGAGGAGAGAGAGGAAGAGGAGAGCAUGGAGAGGAGGGACGGAGUGGAGAGAGAGAGAGAGGGGUAAGGAGGAGAGAAGAGAGAGAGAGAGAGAAGGGGGGGGGGGAGAGGGGAGAGAGAGAGAGAAGAGAAGAGAAGGGGAGGAGAGAGGAGAAGAGGAGAGAGGAUGGUAAGAGAGAAGAGAGAGAGAGAUGGAGGAGAGAGGAGAGAUGAGAGAGAGGAGAGAUGAGAGAGAGAGAGAGAGGAGAGCGAGAGAGAUGGAAGAGAGAGAUGAGAGGGAAGGGAGAGAGACAGAGAGAGGGGAGAGAGAGAGAGAGAGGGGACAGCAGAGAGAGGACAGAGAGAGAGACUGAGAGAGGAGAGGAGAAGGGAUGAGAGGAAGAGAGAGAGGAAGAGAAGAGACAAGAGAGAGAGAGAGAGGAGAGAGAGAUUGCUGAGAGCGAGAGAAACAGUACUGUACCCAGGAUGCAGCCAAAUCAUCUGUGUCUCAGUGACCCGCCAAUCCUUCCUUUAACCAUGAGGCAAGGCAACCAGUUAGUACCUGUUGGUAGGGGAUAUUGAGAUGAAACCUCUUCUCCUCACUCUUCCUAUCACCAGUCUCUUCUUCCUCCGCCGCCGAGGCAUCCGCCGGAGCAGCCGCCACCGCGGACAGGCCGCGCCGCCCAAGACUGCGCUAGCAAGCCAACUGCCAACAGCCCUCGCGCGCCGCAACCGCCGGCGCCGCGCCACACGCGACCGCCGCAGAAGCCCGGAGUCAGACGCCACAGCCGCCGCCGCACAGAUAACCGCAGCACGCAGCCGCCACCGGCGGCGACGCGGAAACACGGCGAACGCAGCCGCCGGGAGCAGAAGACAACAGAGAAAGAAGAAUGA
Molecule: messenger RNA, 6737 nt
Organism: Coregonus sp. 'balchen'
Lineage: Eukaryota; Metazoa; Chordata; Actinopteri; Salmoniformes; Salmonidae
Source: the annotation of a GenBank genome assembly